GAGUGAGAGAGUGAGUGAGAGUGCAAGCAGAGCGCGCGCGAGCAGAGCGAGCAGCACCGUGCAGCUCUGCAGUGGCGGAGAGUCUCGUCGCGCGAGCUGCAGUUGAACAGAACGUGACUCCAGCACGAGCUCGCGCUCUGCUGCGUGGAGGUGGGCAGCAGCACCCUGACGCUUCCCUGCGCUCGUGCCCGGUGCUUGGGACGAACCCUGAGGGCUGGAGAACCCGCAGGAACCCGCAGUCUGCUGGAGAACCCUCUGCUUUACUGUUGUUGUUACUGUUACUGUUGUUAUUUACUGCAGGCUCGUGCGCGCUCGCGGCUUGUUGUUUUACUGCUGCUGCAGCUGCACGCGGAGCCUCGUGAUGAAGCUCGGUCCGUCUGCCCCAGCGGCCAACAUGUCGUCGGAUCUGCGCGCGCGCUGCCGCUCGCUCCCGUCCGGACCGCUCUCUCUCCGCGCGCGCUGCCGUCAUUCCUAACCGGGAGGAGGAGGACGAGGAACCGGGGGACCGGGCGCACGAGCUCGUGAAGGAGAAAAAGAACAGAUAGAGAGACAGAAAGAGAGAGAGAGAGAGAGAGAGAGAAGAGCGAGAGAAGAGCGAGAGAAGAAGGGAGAGAGAGAGAGGGAGAGGUUUAUUAAUUUUUAAUCUUUAUGCAUCCGCACGAAGACGGAGGAGCGCGCGAGGAGAAGAGAAACGGGGAGAUUGAGAGAGAAAGAGAGAGAGAGAGGGAUGAAUGAGAGGAGCCACUGAAGGAGAAGAAGAAGAAGGGAGGAAGGAGAGAGAUUGGAGGAAGCAAGGUAAAGGUUCAGAGGGUGUGUGAGGGGAGCAGUGCGUCCCUCUGAAGCGCCGGGCUCGUUCUUCCCCUCUCCCCUGCUCUACCCCACCAUGGCUGUGUCUCUCUGGCUCCUCUGCACCUGUGUGAUCACCCUCAGCAACAUCACCCCCACUGCACAAGCACUGAGUCGUUCGGCGAUGCCCUUCGGUCUGAUGCGGCGGGAGCUGGCGUGCGAAGGCUACCCCAUAGAGCUGCGCUGCCCUGGCAGUGAUGUCAUCAUGAUCGAGACGGCCAACUACGGGCGCACGGAUGAUAAGAUCUGCGACGCUGAUCCGUUUCAGAUGGAGAACGUGCAGUGCUACCUGCCAGAUGCCUUCAAGAUCAUGUCACAGAGGUGUAAUAACCGGACGCAGUGUGUGGUCGUCGCCGGGUCAGAUGUGUUUCCUGACCCGUGUCCAGGAACCUACAAGUACCUGGAGAUUCAGUACGAGUGUGUGCCAUACAUCUUUGUGUGUCCGGGGACCCUCCUGCGGGUCCAGGCGGCGAGUUCGCUCCAGGAGGCGGAGCAUCAGUCCGGGGCAUGGUGUAAAGACCCUCUGCAGUCUGGGGACCGCCUCUACGUCAUGCCCUGGACUCCGUACCGGACCGACAUGCUGUACGAAUACGCAUCGUGGGAGGACUUCAGACAGAACCGAGCCACCACCACCUACAAGCUACCCAAUCGAGUGGACGGUACGGGCUUCGUGGUGUACGACGGUGCCGUCUUCUACAAUAAGGAGCGAACGCGCAACAUCGUUAAAUACGACCUGCGUACGCGAAUCAAGAGCGGCGAGGCCAUCAUCUCAAACGCCAACUACCACGACACGUCUCCGUACCGCUGGGGGGGCAAGUCCGAUAUCGACCUCGCCGUGGAUGAGAACGGCCUGUGGGUCAUCUACGCCACCGAGGCCAACAAUGGCCGCUUGGUGGUGAGCCAGGUGAAUCCAUACACUCUGCGAUUUGAGGGCACGUGGGAGACGACCUUCGACAAGCGCCUGGCGUCCAACGCGUUCAUGGCCUGCGGGGUCCUGUACGCGGUGCGGUCGGUGUAUCAGGAUGACGACAGCGAGGCGGGCGGAGACCUGGUGCUGUACGCCUACAACACCAACCGCAACCAGGAGGAGCCCGUCCACAUCCCCUUUCCAAACCCCUACCAGUACAUCUCCUCUGUGGACUACAACCCCCGAGACAACCAGCUCUACGUCUGGAACAACUACAACGUCCUGAGGUACCCGCUGGAAUUCGGACCACCUGACCCCACCACAGGUUCUCUGGCCACCACUCAGGUGUCCAGCACCACUCCAGCCCGCUCCUUCUCCUCCAGCUCCAGCCCCUCCACCGCUCGCCCUCUGCCCCCCACCUCUCACCCCAUCGGAGCAAUUAAUAAAGCCCCUGACCUGCGGCCCAUCACCGCCACGGUGCCGGUGACCCGCCGACCCCCGCGGCCCCCUCCCGGCCCCGAGGCCCUGCUGUGUGAGGCAACCGUGGCCAGAGGCGUCCAGUGGCCCACCACCCAGAGCGGAGAGACCGUGGACAGACCCUGCCCUAAAGGGUCACUCGGCAUCGCCUCUUUCCAGUGUAUGUUGUCUCCCAUGCAGUGGAACCCUCGUGGCCCCGAUCUCAGUAACUGCACUUCUCCGUGGGUCAACCAGGUGGCACAAAAGAUAAAGAGCGGGGAGAACGCGGCGAACAUCGCGGGCGAGCUGGUGAACCACACGCGGGGUCGGAUUCACGCCGGUGAUGUCAGCUCCUCCGUGCGACUGAUCGAACAGCUGCUGGACAUCCUGGACGCUCAGCUUCAGGCCCUCAGACCCGGGAACAAAGAGUCCGCAGCCAGGAACUAUAACAAGUUACAGAAGAGAGAAAGAACCUGCCGUGCAUACAUUCAGGCGGUGGUCCAGACGGUGGAUAAUCUGCUGCGUGCGGAGGCUCUGGAGUCGUGGAGGGACAUGAACAGCUCGGAGCAGGCUCACACUGCCACCAUGCUGCUGGACGUCAUGGAGAAAGGAGCCUUCCUGCUGGCCAACAACAUGUAUGGCAACCGCUUCAGUGACCACGGCCUGAACAUCGAUUUGGAGGUGCAUAUCCUGAAUACUGAGAUGGAUCUUCAGAACCUCUCCUUCCCUCAGAAUAACCCGACUGACAGCAUCCAGCUCUCAGCCUCUACGGUCAAACAGUACAGCCGCAACGGUCAGGUGAAGGUGGUCUUCCUGCUCUAUAAGAAUCUGGGCUCCUUCCUCUCCACUGAAAAUGCCACUGUCAAGAUGGAGGUGGAGCCUGCGCUCGGGGGGCGGGGCUUAGCCGUCAACACACACGUCAUCACCGCCUCCAUCAACAAAGAGUCCAGUCGGGUGUUUCUCACCGUUCCUGUGGUCUUCACUCUGAGACAUCUACAGAUGGAGAACCACUUCAGUCCAAACUGCUCCUUCUGGAAUUAUUCAGAGCGCUCCAUGACGGGCCAGUGGUCGUCUCAGGGCUGCAGGCUGCUGGACACCAACAGCACACACACCACCUGCUCCUGCUCACACCUCACCAACUUCGCUGUGCUCAUGGUGCAGCACGAGUCCAAUAAUCCGGGUCAGAUGCACGAGCUGCUGCUGUUUGUGAUCACGUGGGUCGGCAUCGUAAUCUCCCUGGUCUGUUUGGCCAUCUGUAUCUCCACCUUCUGCUUCCUGAGAGGCCUGCAGACCGACCGCAACACCAUCCACAAAAACCUCUGCAUCAACCUCUUCAUCGCCGAGCUCCUCUUCCUCAUCGGCAUCCACAAGACGCAGUACCACAUCGCGUGCCCCAUCUUCGCCGGGCUGCUGCACUUCUUCUUCCUGGCCGCUUUCUCCUGGCUGUGUCUGGAGGGGGUGCAGCUGUACCUGAUGCUAGUGGAGGUGUUCGAGAGCGAGUACUCGCGGAAGAAGUACUACUACCUGUGCGGCUACUGCUUCCCCGCGCUGGUGGUGGGCAUCUCGGCGGCCAUCGACUACCGCAGCUACGGGACCAAGAAAGCGUGCUGGCUGCGGGUGGAUAACUACUUCGUGUGGAGCUUUAUUGGCCCUGUGUCCUUCGUUAUCAUGCUCAACCUGGUGUUUCUGAUGGUCACUCUGCAUAAGAUGGUGUGCAACUCCUCGGCCCUCAAACCCGACUCCAGCCGCCUGGACAACAUCAAGUCCUGGGCUCUGGGGGCCAUCGCCCUGCUCUUCCUCCUGGGCCUGACCUGGGCCUUCGGUCUCCUCUUCAUCAACGAGAAGACGGUCACCAUGGCCUACCUCUUCACCACCUUCAACGCCUUCCAGGGCAUGUUCAUCUUCAUCUUCCACUGCGCCCUGCAGAAGAAGGUCCAUAAGGAGUACAGUAAGUGUCUGCGUCACUCGUACUGCUGCGGGCGCUCCUCCAGCACCAGCUCUCACGGCUCUUUGAAAAACUCUGCCCUCAGGGCCAACAACCGCUACUACACCAGCAGCCAAUCACGGCAUGCGGCUGCACACAGACAGAGUCGAAUUCGUCGGAUGUGGAACGACACAGUGAGGAAACAGACCGAGUCCUCUUUCAUGGCAGGAGAUAUCAACAGCACUCCCACACUAAACCGUGGCACCAUGGGGAAUCACCUCCUGACGAACCCCGUGCUGCAGACCCGUACGGGCACCUCUCCCUACAACACCCUGCUGGCUGAGAGCUUCACACCUCCCUCACCUGGAGUCUUCAACUCCACCGGAACCUUCCGUGACCCAAAAAGCACCCUGUCUAGGAACCGGGACCAUGGAGGCAUGGAGACUCUUCCACUGAACGGAAACUUCAACAACAGCUACUCCCUGCGUAGUGGCCCCGGUGGUCCCGGCGGUGGCAGCUGUGACUUCCUCGGGGGCGCAGACAGCCCUCCUCCCAUCCUGAACCCUCGAGGGGCAGAGACUCUGGGCGGCGUCCGCCGCAACCUGUCAGACGCCGCAGCCUUGGAGAAGAUGAUCAUCUCCGAGCUGGUACACAAUAACCUGAGAGGUGGCGGAGUUGGGCCUGGGGGCAUGGACAGAUCCUGUGGCAGCCUGGCCAGAGGACAUGGGCACGCCCAUGUGGAGAGGGGCGUGGCCAAACUGGUAACAGGCCAAGAGGAGGAGGAUGAAGACUUUCCGCAGGUUGAUGGCCACGGCCAGCGUACGCCACAGGACGUGGAGCUGCUGUACAAAGCGCUGGAGGAACCGCUGCUCCUCCAGCAGUGCCGAGCUCAGUCCGUGCUCUACCAGAGCGACCCAGAGGAGAGCGAGAGCUACACGGCCGAGAGCCUCGGUCACAGCGGUCACAGUGGGCACAGCGGGCACAGAGGAGCCCCGGAAUCACCUGCCCGGGACUCUCUGUACACCAGCAUCACCAAUCUGCGUGACUCGCCUCCUUACCCAGACAGCAGCCCUGAGCCACUGGAGGUGGUGCCCCGCUCGGCUCAGCCACCCCAGGAGCUCUACUACAGCUCGGGGCGUCCUGCUCUGGGCUCCCGUGGGGCACCAAUGCAGACCUUCUACCAGCCGGCGGCCAUCAGAAGGCCCAGCGGCGGCGAGGCACACCCGGCCCCGGAGCCAACGGCUACCCACGGAACAGAGGGCGAUGGACAGAUGCAGCUGGUUACCAGCCUGUGACAGAUGGGUUUUCCCGGCAAGGGAAGAGGGAAGAAGGAAUAGGAUGAGGAAGAAUGAAUGGAAUGAAUGCAGCAAAUAAGGCUCAUGCUGAUGCUUUCUGGUCUUGCCACCGAUACCUCUCUCUCUCGUCAUACUUUGGUUGUUUUUUGUUUCAUUUUUACCUUUGAUUAUUUCAAAGCGAGGGAGGUCAAGGAAAGCAUAAUCACAGAAAGACACGGCGGAGAAAAGGUCACCUGGUGGCUUUGUGGCUUGAUCGCUCGGUCGCUUGGUCACUCGGUCAGUGUGACCGCAGGCCGUAGGCAGCUCAGCAAUGGACUUCUUCCCCUAACUUCCUCCUCCCUGCGACACAUGCUCUCGCGCACACAGUCCAAAUUGACACCCCCGAGGACUUUGUCAACCACAUCCUUGAAUUGAGUUCAUAAUACCCGUGUUCCCCUGCCUUUUCCUUUCCUUUUUCUACACUUCUUCCCCUCCUUAUUAUUCACCAAGAGCUGUUAAGCGAGGAGACGAGGGGGUCUUGCCUGUUUUGCUGCAGCGUGAAAAGAAAAAGAAAGAACUCCGUCGGAAAGCUCUUCACUGUUGCCAAAAAUACGUUUUUUUUUUAGCCAGAACACAAACUGGAACACACACACACACAUGCGCGCACACAUGCGGACACACACAGACAUGCUCACGUAAGUGCUUGUUACUGAACAUCAGACCAUGAACAACAUGCGCUCAUGAAAAAGGAACAAGGACUAUAUAAUUCAGAAGCAGGUAGCUAGCAGGAAGCUGCCUCUGUGGAGUUGCCUUUAUUCCCUCUCUCUCUCUUUCUUUCGCCCUCUUUCUCUCUCUCUCUCUCUCUUUCUCUUUCUCUUUGUCUCUCGCUCUGAACGGACGCUCAUGUACAGAACCGAUGCUGAGGCUUGGCACUACGUAGCCACAGUUACGCCUUGAGUCUGCUGGACUCGUAAGCGAGACGAGGGCGAAACUUUGUACGGUUUCAUUCAGCGUAGCUGAGGCAGGCGGAGAUGAGCCCCCUGUGUCGUGGGUGCAUGGAGAACUCUGCUUACUUUUUUCUUUCUUUCUUUUUUGUUUGUUUGUUUAUCGUUUUCUUUUGUUUUUCUGUGGGUUGCGAACACCCCAAGCCCAGUGUCCUGUACAUAUGAACCACAAGAGCAAAAUCUAACACCAAUCCUAUACUGUAAAUAGAAGCGAAAAGCAACAAAAGAGUAUCGACGACUAUGAGAGGAGGUGAUUUCUUGUACUGCAACGACUGAACGUGACAAACGAGUGGAACUUAAAAAAAAAAAACACAACGAAAUGAAGUCAAUAAAGUCAAAUGUUUGGGAAUUUGUGACCUGAAUGACCUGAAUCUCUUUUUCUUUCUUUUCUCACGCUCUCUGUCUCACUUUCUCACUUUGGAUCUCUUGAUUAAGGCUCUCAUUCGUAUCCCCCCGGAGAGCGAGAGAGAGAGAAAAAGAAAGAGAGAUUUUGCGAGCAAAGAUAGAGAGAGAUAGAGAGAAAGAGACAGUGAAAAGGAAAGAGAGUUUUGCAUUAGCAAGAAUCUGACCCUGGCACAAUUUCUAUGUAAUAUAACCCAUUCCAUGUUGGCUCGCUAACCUCGCUAACAUUCCCAGAACAUUACGUGGCAAUGAGGUGGAGUAGAGGUCGGGAGGUCAGGAGGUCAGGAGGUCAGGAGGGUCGGGUGGGGUCGAUGGGUUGAAGGUGGACACACUUGUGCCUAGGGUUCGGGUGGCACUGUUCAGAAGUGCUGGUGCAUCGUGGGUUCUCUUGACAGCAGCCAUAAUGUAGUGCUGGUUGUUUCUUGUUAGACUGAUGUGGUAGAUAUCAGAUAACUAGAUAUUCAGCGAUUACUAUCUUUCCGAUUACUAUGGUACACAGUUUCGAUAAUAAGAAUUAAUUUAUCUGAGUCCGUCCACACACAGCUGGAGACGUAAAAACUGAGACAAAUGUUUUUGGUUACUGGAAGCGUUUCAAAUGGAGCUUUAUAAAAGUGUUUUAUGAAAGUGGUUGAAUCUCAAAUACUCAAAUCUUCCUACUCCCUAUAUAGUGAACUAAAUAAGUCAUAAAACUAAAGUGUCUACGUGGAGACUAGAUUUCAUGUUUCCACAUUAUGUAAUAAAUGUAAAUACUGUUCUAUUACAAAUGUAUAAUGCUCUGUUUAAUAAUUUGAUUUAGAAGUAUGUAAUUUUAUAAUUGUAUAAUAUAAUGACUUGCACAGUACACUACCUAGGGAGUAUUGUGUAGUAAUUUGGGAUUGAACCUGUACAUUUUCUUCAUGUUAUCCUGAUGUGUCACUAAAAUCCAUUCAUAAAUUUUCUCUGUGUGAAUGAGAAUACUGUAAAAAAAAAAAAAGGAGAAGGGAAAUCUCAUUUAAAAAAAAAAAAAAUCCAGCUAUGUGUGGAUGGAGCCUGAGUGAAACUGUAUUUUUACAUGUAUUUACUGUUUCCCAACAAUAAUGUUCUUUCAGGAUGCGAAACAAGCUACGAUUUUUAUGUGAAAAGAAUGUGUGAGCAGAGUGAGAGUGUCUGUUUAAAAGUGUGUAUGUGCAUCUAAUUGAGAGUUUAUUUUUGGGAGGAUCGCUGGACCCACAAUUAAAAAGCAAAGUAAAUUUUAUAUGUAUUAGAGGACACUAUAUUAGCUCCCACAUCCAAGCCCCACUCAGGGGUUCGGAAAGCUGUCACUUAGUUUGGCUAGUCAGAAACGAAAAAUGAGAGUUUCUUUGGUUCUCAUCUGUGCUAAAAUCUUCUAGCAUUAACGCUAAUGCUUCUCAACAUUACAAUACAUAAUAAACACAAUAACCAAAAAAUAUAUUGGGAUUUGAUGUGUGCUUGCCAUUUCCAAAUCUUUUCUUUAGGAAUCAAAGUACUUUUAGAGCUUCCGUCCAACACCAAGUUUAUCUAGGAUUGUAUUUAUUUUUUAAUUAUGCAAACUUGUAAAAAUAAGAGACCACUUAAAAAUUAUAUAUAAUUGGAAAACUCUGGAAUAUAAAUAAUCACGAGGAAGAUGGAUGAUCACAAUCCACCAACCCAAGCUGAACUACUUGAAUUUUUGCACCAGGAGUGACAAAGUUAUCGAAAA
This is a messenger RNA of Astyanax mexicanus (Mexican tetra), 8512 nucleotides long. It is a transcript of the gene adgrl1a, whose product is annotated as adhesion G protein-coupled receptor L1a. The transcript has 25 exons. NCBI's taxonomy places the organism in Eukaryota, Metazoa, Chordata, Actinopteri, Characiformes, Acestrorhamphidae. Bases 884 to 5428 code for a protein of 1514 amino acids. Gene Ontology annotation, molecular function: carbohydrate binding; latrotoxin receptor activity; G protein-coupled receptor activity. Gene Ontology annotation, biological process: heterophilic cell-cell adhesion; cell surface receptor signaling pathway; adenylate cyclase-activating G protein-coupled receptor signaling pathway. The record is from RefSeq and is a predicted model, not a curated record. Gene Ontology annotation, cellular component: axon; presynaptic membrane; postsynaptic density.